AUGUUACAACAAUUAUUCAAGCACCUGCGCUUGGUCGGUCUGUUGACUGCUGCUGUGGCUGGUUUCCUCGUGGCAUUGUUAGCGGUCCACCAACUUGUGCUUCCCGUCGUCGGUUGGAUCUUCCCUUCCCUGGAAUCAACAUUCUUUGAUCUUGCCGUCUAUGGUGGUUACCCACAAAGGAGUUAUGUGUCGCACAACUUGACCUCGCCAGACUUACAACAAGUACGAUGGGACGACAAAUGCGACAACGGCUUCAUCUUUAUCUCUCCCCAGGGCAAAUCAGUCGAACAUCCAGGACCUAUGAUCCUGGACGCCAGAGGAAACCUCGUGUGGCAGACAGACCAGUAUGGACAGGCCAUGAACUUGAAGGUCCAGGAAUACAAGGGUGAAAAAUACCUUACCUUCUGGGCUGGUCUCCGAGGAUCGAGCUAUGGCUAUGGAAACUACUAUAUGCUCGACUCCUCGUACCAAGAACGAUACCAAGUCUCAGCCGUCGGCGAGGGCCUCAAGGGCGACCUUCACGAAUUCACCCUAACGAAAGAUGGCACGGCGCUUAUCACAAUUUACAAUGCAUCACAAACCGACAUGACUGCAAUGCGAAGGCCAGUGGAUGGCUGGGUCAACAACAACCUGUUCCAAGAGAUCGAUGUCGAAACUGGCAAGUUGCUGUUCCAGUGGGAUGCACUGGACCACUUCUCUAUCAUGGACUCGUUCUACACGCAUCCGCUGGCCGGAUACAAGGAGUCGAUUCCGUUUGAUUGGUUCCACAUCAACAGUGUCGAAAAGGACGACCACGGCGACUACCUCAUUUCAUCUCGUCACCUCCACUCCCUAAUCAAGGUCAACGGCACCACUGGCGACGUCGUUUGGACUCUCGGAGGCAAGCAAAACAAUUUCAAAGACAUCUCAGCUGGUGAAGCCACAAGUUUCAGCUGGCAGCACGACGGUCGCUGGCUGGAUCAGGACCAAGGUACUCUUACCCUCUUCGAUAAUAGCGAUGCCGGUCCGCUCCACCUCGACGCCGCAUAUUCUACCGCACGCAUGAUUCAGAUCAACACGACCGAUAACACCGCCAAACUCCUACACAAAUACGUCUCGGACCGAUACACCCGCGCUGCCUCCCAAGGCUCUGUUCAAGUCCUACCAUUGACAAACACUGUUUUCGUGGGUUGGGGCCACUCUCCAGUCUUCUCGGAAUUUGACAUUGAUGGCACACUGAUCUGUGAGGCUCACUAUGGCGCACAAUACAUCUCGCACUACGGGCGUGUAACAUCUUAUCGCUCGCUCAAGGCUGACUGGGUUGGUGCGCCCGCUGAGGCUUCAAAGGCCAAGAUACAGGCUGGACGGCUAUACGCUUCCUGGAGCGGCGCUACCGAAGUUGCGACAUGGACGUUACAAUCUGCCGACUCCUGGAAAGAUGCCGAAUUCACCGAUGUCGAUGUAGUUGACAAGGUCGCUUUUGAAACCUCAUUCCUAUUACCGGAUGGAAGCCCAGAAACACGGUAUCGCGUUCUUGCUUCGGACGCCGAAGGCAACGCCCUUGGAGUCUCUGAGAUUGCGACCGAAGACACGACAACAACAGCAAAGAGUGUGUGGAGUGUUUUGCUCCCACUUGGAGGUUGUUUCGGUGUGAUAGUCGGCUUCUGGGCUCUGAGGCGCUUCCGAAAGGGAGAACGUGUCUUGCCCAAGUGGAAGAAGGGGACGAGCAGCUAUUCGCACAAGUACAGCCGCUUGUGA
Messenger RNA from Aureobasidium uvarum, 1737 nucleotides. The record is from the annotation of a GenBank genome assembly. Lineage: Eukaryota; Fungi; Ascomycota; Dothideomycetes; Dothideales; Saccotheciaceae.